CACCGCCCCCUGACCCGCGCGCGCCUUUUGCAGGGGAGGGGUAGGUUACCAUAGCUACGGUGCACACAGAAACUGGACCUCCCUAGCUGUCCCUGGCUGGCCCGAGGAAAGAGGCAGCACCAUGAGCCGCGUAGUGACCAUCGAGAAGUCCUCGACUGACCGUCAAUUAUCUCAGCAACUGUGUCGGGAGAAGUCGAGGGGCUACUUUUCCUCCAAUCGAACUUACGAUUUCCUUUAUGAUCCAUUGUUUAUUGUGUCAAGUGCAAAAGACCACACACAGGCAUAUAUUCAAGCCACCCUGAUUCGAAGCCGACUGAGAAAAGUUCCCAGAUUUAGAAGCAUGUUCAGUAACCUGAUUCAUUAUCCAAGAUAUUCUCAGUAUUGGAGCAAGUCCGAUCCUCUCCCACCAUUUAUCAGUCGAGAAUGGAGGGGACUUGAGAAGCAUAAAGAAGUCCUCUGGCAGCUUUCCACAAUGGGCACUUGUUUUCAGAUGCCUAAAGAAGUUUAUGAAAAUCCCGACGUUACUGGAAAGAAUCGCUAUAAAUACUUUGACAGGCCCUUCCUUCCCUUUUAUCAACAGAUGCCACUCAGUGUUGUUUUUGCAGCAACCAAGACAGAACCAUAUAUUUUUCCUCCUGUUCCUUCUAAGUACCCAGUCAUCCCUUCAAAAUCUACUGUGGGCACUCAGACUGACUAUAGGGAUGCUGAUGUUCAAACAGAUCCAUACUCUCCAGAAUAUGUAGUAUGCCAAGACACGAUCCCUGAGCUCUUAACCCUGGCUACUCUGACUUGGGGUCGAGGUCUCCCAGCAGGACAGGCUGAGGUGGAGAUGAUAGAACGAGCCAGGGAGAAGCGUGCUUGGGAGGCCACUCUUCCCCCUCUGGGUGACAUCCGCCAGUUUGAGAAGAGGAGGAAGAUGAUGAAUGUGAUGGAGAGGAAGGAGUGGGCCUUCAGAGAGCAGGAGAUUGAAAAACUGCAGGACUUUCGCCUGGAAGUUUUAAAAGAGCUGCUGAGGAGGCGUGAAGAGCGUCAAAAUGAACUGGACAUGAAGCACUUGAAUGCCCAGUGGAGUAAACUGCAGGAAGCAAAAGAAGCCAAACUGGCCCAAAUCCAUCGCACACAUAUAUCAACAAUCAGAAAGCUUGAAGGAAAGGGAAAGAAUAUAGAAGGGAAACUGAAAAAAAGAGAUAUCAUCAAGGAUUAUUCUGAUUAUGCAUCACAGGUCUAUGGACCUCUAUCUCGCCUUGGCCGUUUCCCAGACAACAACUCAGAGGACUUUGUAGUAAAAAACUACUAUCUCAACACCUAUGAAGGAUUAAUUGAACUUGAAUCAAGUCUUCCAGAUUUUGUGACACAACCGAGAAUCAGAACUCCAAAACCAAAAGUCGGUACCACUAAAUCUGGUUUUCUGAAGAGGGCAGCAAGACUGGACUAUGAGUUGGCAGAGGUUCAUAAGGCACUGUUGGAAAAGAAGAGCAAAGGUCUGGAACCAAAGAAACCUCUGCGCCUCCUUCAAAGAAACCCCAUACCUGAGCCUCGGCUUCCAACUCCAACCUUGGAAAUGAGUUCCAAUGAAGAAGAAGACAUAGAAAUGGCUGUGAUCUACCUUCAAAGCUUACUCCGGGGUAGAGUCGUUCAGAACAUGAUGUUUGAAGGAAAAGAAAAGCGACUGGAGUUGAUCCAGGAGCUGCGCACCAGCCACGCACUCCAAGAGGAUGAAAAACUGGUAAAGAAAGCCGAGAAGCAAGUGACCCUGGCCUUACAACGGCAGAGAAACUUGCACGAGCACAAGGUGUCACUGGUUGAAAACCAUUUGGCUGGGCUUGAAGGAAGGGCUCUAGCUGACAUGCUAGACUUCCUGUCCAAAGAGCUGGUGAGACUACAGGAAGAGAGGAGGAUCCAUGCCUUUGCCAUGUUGGCAGAGCGUCAGCGGAGGAUGCGAGAAGCCGAAGAGAGUGGUCGUCGCCAGGUGGAACAAAGGCGCCUGCGUGAGGAGGACGAGAUAUUUAAGGAGGUGGUUAAAGUUCAUCAAAGUACUGUAUCCUCAUAUCUGGAAGACAUAAUACUGAGUACUGAAGAGAAUACUGCAGAAGAACAGGCCAGAAAAGAAAUUGAGAAGAUGGCUGAGGAAAUCAGUGACAUUGCUUAUGAAAUGGAAAACCGUCGAACAUAUCUUCAGUCAGAGGAGAUUGUUGCCGAGUUGGUUUAUAGUUUUUUGAUUCCAGAAGUGCAAAAAGAGUUUGUCAAAGAAAAAGUGAGGAAUGCACAGCGGAAACAUAUUCUUGCAGCCCAUCAGAUCAUCCAUCAGCACACAGAAGCCAUGGUCCAGCGGAAAUUUGUUGAGCGACCAAAAGAUGAGGUCUCAAAUGCUGACAAGUUACCCGAGGAAGGAACUCAAAAUAAGAACAGCAGCUAAGGUUAUGAUUUAAAAAAAAAUUAAAAGGAAGCUGUAUAAAUCAUCUAGAGAAUUCCAGCAUCUGUGCUUCUCCCAAGGUGUACAGUUCUCGUGGGCUUGUCAACAUGUGAUUCCUGAGGAAAAAGAUUUAUUUUUCUUAAACUCCCAAUAAUUUAAAAUAAUUCUCAGUAACAAUAAUCAAGUGGAAGCGCUUUGUUCUCUUUGCUGCUUUUCUAGAUGUUCUACUUGAAGAGAAAAUUGUCUCAUUUUCACAUUUUACUCUGAUAAUCUCCUGGAUUGUUGAAUCAAACCAAAAGAAAUGUUGCUGAAUUUUUCUCAAGUAGUUUUGGUUUGCCAUGCGUAGGACAACUGGCAUUAUAUACUGAGGUUGAAAAUGUUCAUCACCCCAUCACCCAGCACUUCUCCUAUUUAAAUAUACAACAGAAGACACGACAAGAAUGUUCACAGAGGCACUGUUCAUCACAGUCCCCAAACGUGAAGCCCACGUGUCCAUCUCUACUGGAAUGAAAAAAUAAAUGUUGAUGAGUUUAUACAACGGCACAUCAACCCACCAUGGAACUUUAGAUCUAACGCAUACAUUCACGCUGUGCCCAUAGAGAGGGUGCUGCUGGAGGGCAGUCUUCCCAUCCUUGACAAGCAUCAGAGUUGAUUGGCUCCCUCUUCACUCCAACAUUGGCAAAUAGGAAAAACAAUACAAGAACCAAAGCAUCAACAACAAAAUCAACAGGAGCCUGUGUAGAGACUUUCCAAAGGACAACAUAGAAGAUAGAAUAAGUCUGUCUUACAAAACAUAUUUCUGUAAGAAGCAAGAGAAGUUGAAAAACAUUUCCUUGGUGUUUUUAGCAGGUGCCUAAAAGAAUUGGCUCUCUUGGUGACAGAAGCAGGGAAUAAUAAAAACCACGAAGGAAAAACAUGGGUGGCGGCAGAAAAGGAAAGAAAGAGAGAUGAGAAAGAAGAAAAAACAUGCAGAAAGUCUUUAAAAAGUCCAAUGACAAAAUCUAUGUUCAUUUGAAUGUAGUUAAAAGAACAGAAGUAUCACAACAGAGAAUAAAACUGGUAAUAUCGUUGACAAAUUUAUUAAAUCGUCCAAUAUGGUAUGGGAAGGAAAGGGCCAAUGACAAAAAGGUUAGCCCCAGAUGACCAAUCCCACGAGCAGUAGAAAUUCUGAAAAAGAAAUCAGAAGAAAUAAAAUAGGAGCAAUAAGAAAAGUUGAAUAAAAACGUUUCUGAACUAAAAUACAUGUCGAUAUAAAAUUUAAAGACUUUAUCUUGUCCUAGGAAAACUAGGACCUGGGCAAUUUUUUUACUACACCAGUAAGGAAGCAACUGAUGUUUUGUUCCUUAAAAAAAAAAAAAUCUGAUCUAAACUAAGUACAGGUGAUAUUAAUUCAGUUUUGAAAAAAAAAUGUCACGAACACAAAAUGAGAAUUGGGUUAGAGCUUUUGAGGUAGAAUGUGGGAGGGGAUCCUAUAGAGAAAGAAUGGCAGACCUUCUAUAAAGGGCCAGAUUAACUAUUUCAGCCUUUGCAGCUAAAAAUGAUCUCCAGUGCAGCUACUCAACUCUGCUAUGUUAGGGCGUAAGCAGCAACAGAUGGCAUAAAUGAAUGAGCACCACUUGUGUUCCAGUAAAAUUUUAUUUUCAAAAUCAGCAGACUAGAUUUGGCUCAUGGGCUAAAGUUUGCCUAUCCCCACUAUAUAGUGACAAAUUGAAGUUUAAAAAUCAAUAAACUCUUUGAAAAAGGAUUUAAAGUGGCUCCUUUUAAAGGAUAUAAAUAAUGAAACUUCAAAUAUGUCCUAAAAACAAAACCUUUAUCCUUCCUUAGUUUUCUACAACUGAGUUUUGUAUUUAAACAGCCAAAGCAAAAAGGAAAUGUAGUGUUGCCAGAGUCCUAGGCCAGGGGGAAUGACACUUCAGUGAGGCCCAGUGUACCAGGUCCAGCUACUUGUCCCAAAUAUCAAGUGGGAAAAAGCAGUGGUGAAGUAGGUAGCUAUACCAGAAAGACAAGGGACACCAAGUAUCCUCAGCCUCAUCUUUGGGUUACUGACAUAAGCUUCUGGUUUAAAUGGGAAGAAUUGGGGCAGGGGUAAAAGUUAUACACAAUUAAGCCCCCUUGAUGAAACUGUGGCCUUGUUGAUCAUUAUCUCAGUUCCUGGUUCUAUGAAAAGUCUAUCACUUGAAAGGGCCACCCAGUUUCCAUAGUGAAAUGAUUGCUUCUGUUUAGAGGAACAAUCUCUGCUCCCAUCAUGGGGUAAUGGAUCCUGCGAAGGGGUGCAGUCUCAUGGUGGAGUGAUGUACCUGCAAGGCUCACUGUUCUUGGCAGGUUUAAGACAAUGACAGAAGACUUCUAGAUACCACUCCAGGCUUCUGGAACAGGACAUUGUAAAAGCUGACAGUUGACAAUCUGUGGAAUAUGAUGUCUCUGCAAAUCUUGAAAAUACCUUAGUUACUCUUAUCUUAGUGCCUUCAGCCUUGAAGAGGGACUAGAGUGGUUAGGUAAAUUUAGGGUUAAUCAACCUUGAAUUACAAGUUUUUAGACAGACACUCCUUAAAUGAUUAACCAUGCCUAUGUGCAGAGUUGAGCAGGUCUGACCCAAAGUUUAAGGCAGCAAAAGCAGACACAAUACAAAAAGGCCAGGAUGCCAAGUUUUUAUCCUGCUUUUAGUUACCCAUUGGGCAUCUGCAGGCUCAGAGUCUGAGCUUUUAGCAAAAGCA
Molecule: messenger RNA, 5127 nt
Organism: Marmota monax (woodchuck)
Lineage: Eukaryota; Metazoa; Chordata; Mammalia; Rodentia; Sciuridae
Gene: Cfap91
Product: cilia and flagella associated protein 91
Exons: 18
Coding region: 122-2416 (764 amino acids)
Source: RefSeq, a predicted model, not a curated record